AUGCAGUACUACACCCUUCUCACCAUCUUGGCCGGCGCCGCUGCCGUGUCCGCUGCAGGUCUCACCGACGACCUCGUUGGAAGCAGCGGUCUCACCGGUUCUGCCGGCGACGACUCCAACGCUUCCGCCGCUGGAGGCCUCACCGACGAACUCGUGGGAAGCAAGAGUCUCGCUGGUUCUGCCGAAAACGACAAGAAAUUCGCCUUCCUCGACAGUCUCGGUCCCUUGGGCUUGAAGCAGGUCCUCAAGCCCGGCCCAUACGACGACACCGUCUACUACGCCGAGAAACCCUCUCCGGUCCCGGUCUUCAUCACCCGCACCCUCACCACCACCACUCCCACGCACUUUGUUGAGCCACCCAAGAACAUCGAGGCAAGUGAAGACUCCGCCAUCGUGGAGUCUUGCUCCGAGGGUACCGCGGCAUCUUGCUGCGACACCAAGGGCUCCAGCGGCGACAUCCUCAGCAACGUCCUCGGUGGCAGUUGCGCUUUGAGCAACCUCAACAUUCCCAUCCUCGCCGCUGGUGGGCUCAGCGGCGGCCAGUGCAACCAAGGGAACACCUUUUGCUGUCCAAUCAACCAGGAGGGAAACCUCAACAUCGCUCUCGCAUGCAUCCCAAUCUUCCUGUAG
Molecule: messenger RNA, 630 nt
Organism: Ramularia collo-cygni
Lineage: Eukaryota; Fungi; Ascomycota; Dothideomycetes; Mycosphaerellales; Mycosphaerellaceae
Exons: 2
Coding region: 1-630 (209 amino acids)
Source: RefSeq, a predicted model, not a curated record